Messenger RNA from Protobothrops mucrosquamatus (brown spotted pit viper), 1951 nucleotides. It is a transcript of the gene HDGFL2, whose product is annotated as HDGF like 2. Lineage: Eukaryota; Metazoa; Chordata; Lepidosauria; Squamata; Viperidae. Gene Ontology annotation, biological process: regulation of transcription by RNA polymerase II. Gene Ontology annotation, cellular component: nucleus. The record is from RefSeq and is a predicted model, not a curated record. Gene Ontology annotation, molecular function: double-stranded DNA binding; transcription coregulator activity. Bases 35 to 1951 code for a protein of 638 amino acids. The transcript has 16 exons.
GGCCUGGCCGGGGCCUUGCUCGCCCGUCGCCGCGAUGCCGCACGGCUUCAAGGCUGGAGACCUGGUGUUCGCCAAGAUGAAGGGCUACCCGCACUGGCCGGCCCGGAUUGACGACAUCGUUGAUGGGGCUGUGAAGCCUCCCCCCAACAAAUACCCCAUCUUCUUUUUCGGCACCCACGAGACGGCAUUUUUGGGCCCCAAGGACCUCUUCCCUUAUGAGAAGUACAAGGACAAAUACGGGAAGCCCAACAAAAGGAAAGGUUUCAAUGAAGGAUUGUGGGAAAUCCAGAACAACCCUCACGCCAGCUACAGCGCACCUCCACCAUUGAGCUCCUCCGACAGCGAAGUUGGCGAUGUCGACCCCGUCGCGGGAGGAGGGGGAGGAGGAAGCGACGUUCCCGGGGAGGAAGGCUCGACCCCGACCACGGGGGUCGGCGCAGCAGGGAUGACCGUGGAGAAGGCGGAGAGCGACGAGUCGGACAAAGCAAGCGAUCACAGCAGCGUGAAAAGGAAACCGUUAGCCAUGAAAAUGCCGGUAGCGAAACGACCCAGGAAAUCUUCAAGUGACCUUGAGCAGGCCAGCCCCUCUCCUUCGGAGGAGAACUCCGAAAGCUCGUCUGAAUCGGAAAAGUACAGUGACCAGGACUUCACUCCAGAGAAGAAACCGCCUCCGAGGGCUUCGCGACGGGCACCCGCUGGAGGAUGGAAGAAAAAGAAAAUCGAGUCGGCCUCCGACUCGGAGAGCAAGGCAGACUCCGAGGAGGAGGAGGAGGAGGACAAUGACCGAGAGGGCAGCCGGGCCCCCACUCCCAAGUCCGACUCUGACUCCAACUCGGAUGAAUCCGUCAAGAAGCCCCCCCGGGGAAGGAAGGCAGCUGCCGAGAAGCCUCCCCCCAAGCCCCGUGGCCGGAAGCCUAAACUCGAGAGACUUCCCAGCAGCUCCAGCAGCGACAGCGACAGCGACGUGGACCGGAUUAGCGAGUGGAAACGGCGGGACGAGGAGCGCCGGCGAGAGCUGGAGGAGAAGCGGAAGCGUGAGCAGGAGCAGGAGCUGCGCCGGCUGCGGGAGCAGGAGCGGGAGGAGAAGGAGCGGAAGCGGGAGAAGGCCGAGAAGGGGGAGGCGGAGGCGGCGGAGAGCGAGAGCAGCGCGGACAGCGAAGCCCCCAGGAGGAGCAAGAAGGGGCAGCACAAGGCAGCCCCCUCUUCCUCGGACUCUGAGGCAGAGAAAGAGGUGAACUUGAGGGGGAAAAAGAUGGCUACAUUUCCCUCUGUUCCGUCCUCAGAUCAUUCGAAGAAAUCAAGUCAAAAGGAGAAGCGAGGCCACGGAGACGAGAAGGCGUCUCGGAACAGGUCUCUGAGAGCCGAACGAGGCAGGAAGAAGCCCGAUCUGCUGUCGGAAAGAAAAUUGGAGAAGAAAAAAGAACCAACCGUUGAAGAGAAGCUUCAGAAAUUGCACAGCGAGAUCAAGUUUGCCCUCAAAGUGGACAAUCCGGACAUCAAGAGGUGUCUGAGCGCGUUAGAAGAGCUGGGCAGCUUGCAGGUCACUUCGCAGAUCCUCCAGAAGCACACUAACGUCGUGGCCACCCUGAAAAAGAUCCGACGUUACAAAGCCAACAAGGAUGUGAUGGAAAAGGCGGCCGAAGUCUACACCUGCCUGAAGUCCCGCGUCCUGGGCCCCAAAACUGGGGGCAACCAGAAGGUGCACAGGGCGGACGUGGAGAAGGAGGAAGGGGGCAAAGACAAGGAGAAGCUGCCAGCCGGGGAAGCGGAGAACGAGCGGGGCGAGGAGGAGGAGGAGGAGGAGAAGGAUCCUGAUCUCCCAGCGCCCGUGAACGGGGAAUCGGCCACCCAGAAGGAAGAAGGGGAAGCGGAGGACAAAGGCCAAGGGGAAGACUGGACUCCCGGAGAGGGCAAGAGGGAGACGUCGCCCGAAGAGACCCACAACGAGUAA